ACGUAACAUUCUGAACGAUAACCUGGCAAUUUAAUUUAUUUAUUUUUUUUAUUGCAGCGUGCCCGGCGGCGUCUGCAUUUGCUGCUUUUGAGCAGCCGCCGUUUAAACCCCGCUGUUUUAACAGAUAUAGGUAAUGGAGGAGUGGAAGACUUCUUGCAUCGCCCCAGCCUCUUCGUACCACGCUUACGCCUACGGUUUGCUCUACCCGGACCACCAGGCAAGCCACGCCGGCUACUGGGGUCCCGCCGGCAGUGGCGUUGUGAUGGACGUUGGGCAGCACCCGGGACCCGGGACACGAACCCCACAGCCGGACCUGUCUCCGGCAUAUGCGGGGCAGAAAGCAAGCAGCGACUCGGGUGAUAAAGAACCGCAAAGUCCCGAGUCUUGGUGCUCAAACGGCCCCGACGCGCCUCAAUCCGUCCAGGGCUUGGAAGAGUCCGAAUGCAGCGGCAGCUCCCUCGACGCCGAGCCGUUGUCUUCCACGCUCCAGGACGGCGACGAGCCCCGGGAAACUCCGCGGCUGCGGCUGGGCGGUGACGGAGGCUCCGCGCCGGAGGGAGACCUCAUCAACAUGGCGGCGGCGGCGGACGAACCGAAAGCCAAGAAAGCCAAGCCGCGGACCGCUUUUUCCCAGGAACAGAUGCAGGCUCUCCAGCAGCGCUUCCAGGUGCAAAGGUACCUGACCCCCGUGGAGAUGAAGACGUUCGCGGGGAUGAUAGGCCUCACAUACAAACAGGUUAAGACCUGGUUUCAGAAUCGGAGGAUGAAGUUUAAGAGGCACCAGAAAGACUCCAGCUGGGUGUCGGAGAGGUACCCCAAUAUCUCCGCUAAUGCACCGCUGUCGAAAUGGCCCUACCCCAAUCUUCCCAGCGAAGCUGCCCUCCCUUCAGAAUACUACAGCCAGCAAGGGGGGCUAAUUCCCGGGGACCCAAAGUACCAGCCGCUUCCACACCCAACCUCAGAUUACCCCAAACACAGCCCCUCUGGGUCCGUACCCCUGUACGCCUCCCAGCACCCCUACCAAACCCCCAUCUCCCCACGGGACGAGGAAGGGGCUGCUGAAUACUCCCCGGACUCUCCUGCGUCUUGCACUGCUACCCCCGCUAUUCCACCCCAUCAGAGGACAGUCAGCAGCAGCAGUGAAGAAGGCUGGGCCACGCUGCCCUCUGGUGGUCAUGGAGGGUCGUUGCGGUUUGAGUAUGCCCAGCAGCUUCAGCCUCCUCAGUUUCUCUAUCAGCCUCUUGAGCAGGUAACAGUGACAUCUGGUGGCCAUUUGAGGAAUCACUACUCUGGGUAUCCGCAGCAGCAGCAAAUGCCACCGCCAGCGCCCAACUAUAACCAUUACGGACUUGAGCAAAUGCUGUACAGGAGAGAUAAUAGCAUCUCUUAAUAUAGAAAGACUCUCUCUCUCUCUCACACACACGUGCGCAAAAUUACUAUUUAAUUUUUUGUUAAUCGUUGGUGUUGUGCAAUAUUUUUAUUUUUAAAUCCAAAAGAGAAAUAUGUCUCUUGAAGUUGCAAAAAUAUACUGCUUGCUUGCGUGUGUAUAUAUUAAAAUGUUGCUUCUGUUUUUAAAGACCAGAAGGGUUGCAAUCGUGCUCCCUCCUCCAAUCACCAGUGUUUUAAGCUACAGUUCCCAGCAUGCUUUGGGUGAGGGGGGGGGGGGGUGAUGGGAACUGUAGUUUUUUCUGUUUAAUUGCAGAGUGGUUAGGGGGUUGUAAACAGUUUGGCAGUGGCCAGGUUUGGAAUACAGCUCCCAGCAUGCCUCAUCAGUAUCGGUGAAGGAUUGUGGGGGCUGUAGUUUUUGGGGUGUACUGGCAGUUGUAUUCUAAAGGUUCUAAUUUUGGGGGGGGGGGGGCGUAGUUUUGCACCAAGUGUAAUUCCUUCAAAUCUUAUUUACUACGAUAAUAAAAAAAUGUAAAUGAUGCAGCUGCUGUGUUUUGCCACCAGGUGGCGCCAAAGUGCUUGUUGAAAUGAAAUGCAUGUGAAUGGCAACCAGUGCUUCUUGAAGGAAAUGUAAAUUUACCUCGGAGAAAACCCUUUAAAGGCAAAGUUGUGUUUUAGCUUUUAAGUUUUGUGUUUCUCAGAAACCAAAGCAGUUUAAACUCAAGUCUUGGUGUUGAGGUAGGAGAGGGCAGAACUGAAUAUUUGGUUUGCUUGAACAGGGAGAAUUCAGUUCAGCCAGGCUGCAAUUCAGACCUGACUUGUAAUGUAUUUGGAUACUGCAAUAAUAACCUUUUAUAAAACCUUUUUCCUAUUAAACUUAUUAAACCAAGAGGAGACAAAUGUUUCUAACUGGCUUUUAAUCUUCAUGAUUUGAGUUUUUCUUGUGCUUUUUUUAAAUGACCUGCCCUCAACACCAGCUCAAACCUUUCUGCCAUGUUUGUAGUUGUGUAACAGACUACAAGUCCCAGCAUGCCUCUGCACUAGCUGUAAUCAGUAAGGGAUUGUGGGGGCUGUAGUUCUGGGGCUGCAACUGUCUGGACAGAGAAGACAGUGUAUAUUAGAAAUUUUAUAUGAGACUUAUGUGCUGAUGAGAGGGAAGAAAUGAGUUUUUUAAAAAUACGCUGCUUCCAAAUUAAUUUAAUGCACACCCUCCAGGGCUGGGAAUCAGACUCCCGCUGCACAGCAGUGUGAUCCAGUCCUGGUUUCACUGGGAGUUUAAUAAAUCAGACACACCUGAGCUUGUUAGCUAGACACACUGGGGGCUGAUCAAGCUGGUAGCAGUAAAACCUGGAAUGGAUCACACUGCUGUGGAAUAGGAGUCUGAUUACCAUCCUGAUCCUGUGUUGGUUGAUUUGAAUUGUAAAAAAAAAAGACUAUAUAAACUGUAUUGAUGCAACUGCGAUUUUGUAAAAUAAUUUGGUUUUAUAAUAAAAUGUGCCUUUUUUUAAUAA
Molecule: messenger RNA, 2897 nt
Organism: Acipenser ruthenus (sterlet)
Lineage: Eukaryota; Metazoa; Chordata; Actinopteri; Acipenseriformes; Acipenseridae
Gene: nanog
Product: nanog homeobox
Exons: 4
Coding region: 134-1390 (418 amino acids)
Biological process (GO): regulation of transcription by RNA polymerase II
Molecular function (GO): DNA-binding transcription factor activity, RNA polymerase II-specific; RNA polymerase II cis-regulatory region sequence-specific DNA binding
Source: RefSeq, a predicted model, not a curated record